CACUCCAUCAUCCGGCCCCGCCAGCCCAGCUGCCUGCCCCCCCACCUCAGCACCCUGCCCCAGCGGCUGCAGCAGGCCGGCUACGCCACACACAUGCUGGGCAAGUGGCACCUGGGCUUCUACAGAAAGGCAUGUCUUCCGACCAGAAAAGGUUUCGACACUUUCUUCGGAUCGCUAACUGGAAGUGUAGAUUACUACAGCUACGGGUCAUGUGACGGCCCUGGACUGUGUGGUUAUGAUCUCCAUGACAACGAGGGCGUGGCCUGGGGCCAGCAGGGCCGCUACUCCACCCUGCUCUACACCCAGAGGGCCCGCAAGAUCCUGGAGGCCCACGACCCCGCGACCCGGCCCCUCUUCCUGUUGCUCUCCCUGCAGGCGGUGCACACGCCCCUGCAGCCCCCCAAGUCCUACAUCUACCCGUACCGCCACAUGUUCAACGUGGCGCGCCGCAAGUACGCGGCCAUGGUGUCGACGGUGGACGAGGCGGUGCAUAACAUCACCUACGCCCUCCGCAAGCUGGGCUACUACCGCAACUCCGUCAUCGUGUUCUCCACCGACAACGGCGCCCAGCCCUUCACCGGGGGCAGCAACUGGCCGCUCAGGGGCCGCAAGGGGACCUACUGGGAGGGCGGGGUGCGGGGCGUGGCCUUCGUCCACAGCCCCCUGCUGAAGCGCCGGAGGCGGGUCUCCAAGGCUCUGCUCCACAUCACCGACUGGUACCCCACGCUGCUGGGCCUGGCCGGGGGCAACGUCAGCCAGUCAGAGGUUCUGGAUGGUUUCGACGUCUGGCCGACCCUGAGUGAAGGGAAGCCGUCUCCUCGCCACGAGAUCCUCCACAACAUCGACCCGCUGCACACCCCCCACAGCCCCCGAUCGCACACUCUGACCUUUGACACGGCUCCUAAAGGAACCCCGAGGCAGGGGGGCCGCCUCAACGCCACCAAGCCCACCAAGAAGAAGAGGAAGAGGAAGAAGAAGAAGCCCCCCAAACGGCCGGCUAAACCUGUACCCAGCCCCGGGGGCCGCUCCCGGGGGGGGCGGUCCCGGGACGCCCGGGGGAGCAGACAGCCCACCAGGAAACACAAGUCCAAGAUACAGGGGGGGUCCGAGGCCCGGAGGUACCCCCUGCUCCGGGACUCCCCCGACGAACAGAACCACCUGACCUCCGGAGGGACCGAGAGCGGGUCCCUUCGGGGGUCCCGGUCCAGACGCCCCCCCAGGACUAGGUCUAAGAUUCACCCCAGAUUCCGUGCGACCGGACACCACUACCAGGGCGACACGCAGCCGGGACCCACCCCGGCCACAUCCCAUAAUAACACCAACGACACGCCCGUCACCGGGCAGCCGCCCGGCGCCACGGCAACACCCCAGUGGUCGCAGCACAUCUUUGACACCAACGUCCAAGCGGCCAUCCGGGUCGGAGACUGGAAGCUGCUGACCGGAGACCCGGGCCACGGAGACUGGGUUCCUCCUCAGAUGCUGAGCAGUCUGCCUGGGCCCUGGUGGACCUUGGAGAGGACCUCCACCUCCUCCUCCUCCUCCUCCUCCUCCUCCUCCUCCUCCAAGGCGGCGGGCUACAAGAACGUCUGGCUGUUCAACAUCAGCGGCGACCCGUACGAGCGCUGGGACCAGUCGGCCCAGCGACCCGACGUGGUGACGGCGCUGCUGGAGCGCCUGGCCUUCUACAACCGCACCGCCGUGCCCGUCUUCUUCCCCCCCGACGACCCCCGCGCCGACCCCGCGCUGCACGGCGGCGCCUGGGUGCCCUGGGUGGAGGAGGACGAGGGCCGCGGGGUGGAGGAGGAGCAGGAGCUGUACCGGGGUGUGUACAAGCAGCGCCGCAGGAAGAAGGAGAAGACCAUGAUGAAGCAAAAGCAGAUGAGCAAGCUGAACUCGUACGUCCUGAAGCUCAACAACCAGCUGACCUCCAGCCUGGUCUGAGGCUCCAGCCUGGUCUGACAUACAGUCUGGUGUGUGGUCUAAGGUCACGUCUGGUCUGGUUUGACCUCCAGUCGGGUCUGACGUCGGAUCUGACGUCCAGUCUGAUGUCAAGUCAGGUCUGGUCUGACGUCUGGUCUGGUCUGACCCCCAGUGAUGAGGAGCCCUCUGGGAUCCCGACCCCCCCAGGUCCAGUCAAGAUCCACUCGAUAGCCCGCGGCCUGAGCGCUAGAGACAGGGCUCAGCUGAAAUUCACUUUUUACGUGAAAAGAAGGGAAAUAAGACUUGGGGGGGAAUGACGAAAUGGAAACUUUGCUUCUUAACGACACUGAUUCAAAGUAUGUGAUAUCCAUUAUAUUUGUUGUUUAUAACAAUGAUAUUUUUUGGUAUGCAACAAGAGUUCCCCGUUUGUCACAAAUAAGAUCAAAGAUGAGACGAGACGUGACGAGAUCGGACGACAGCCAAUAAGAAGCACAACAGGGAGUGAUGUCAGAGGCGGUGGUGUGUAAAGGGAGGCACCUUGUACAAGGUUGUGCUAGUUUGUUAUGGUUGGAUUUCUCACUACAGGAAACUACUACAGUUUCCACACUACAUUUUAUUCACUUUAUUACCAAGAUUCUCCAUUACAUUUGAUUCACAUUUCUGUUUAAUGCCUCUUUACACAAGUAGCACUUUGUGACUGUUUGAUAUGUUCACUGUACUUAAUCAUCUAUGAAUUUUUUAAAAGCCCACUUUUUAUUCCACAUUUAUUUGUUCAACUUUGUACUGGAUUUAAUAUUUUCACGGACAAGGUGAACUAAAAUACCAAAGAUAUAUAUGUGAAAGACAUACUGGUUUCUUUUGGAAAUGGAUUGUUUUUCUAAUCAAUGCAGUUUUCUAAAUAAAAAAAUAGUUUCAAAAUAAA
This is a messenger RNA of Gadus macrocephalus (Pacific cod), 2842 nucleotides long. Its product is annotated as arylsulfatase I-like. The annotation marks the transcript as partial. The record is from RefSeq and is a predicted model, not a curated record. The transcript has 8 exons. Lineage: Eukaryota; Metazoa; Chordata; Actinopteri; Gadiformes; Gadidae.